Eleginops maclovinus (Patagonian blennie) is the source of this 4840-nucleotide messenger RNA. RefSeq names its product leptin receptor (gene lepr). Gene Ontology annotation, molecular function: cytokine receptor activity; protein binding. Lineage: Eukaryota; Metazoa; Chordata; Actinopteri; Perciformes; Eleginopidae. The record is from RefSeq and is a predicted model, not a curated record. Gene Ontology annotation, biological process: cytokine-mediated signaling pathway. Gene Ontology annotation, cellular component: external side of plasma membrane.
CUCGGGUGGGCUUUACGUUGAAGCAAGUGCAGGCGGCUUGAGAGGAUAGAAACCGAGUGAGGGGGAUAUCCUCCUCACUGUUGUUGAACUCAGAGUCAAACAUGGACAGCAGACUCUGACAGAUGCACACGUGUCUUCUUCACUCAUGAUUCGAACUAUCCUGGAUUAACUCAGGGACCGGACGAAAGAAAACCCGAGCACAAAGUCAGAAGAAACUUUGAAGAGAAAUUGAGAUUAACACCAGCCAAAGCCAAGCUAGGCCAAGCUCCUUCUAUGACCACUACAAUGGUUUGGUCUAUGAUGGUGACAGUCCUGAUGCGUAUCUUGUUGAUAUCCAAUGGUGCCCUGAGUUUGGAGCUAGAGGAGUGGGCCUCUCUGCAGAAAGAUGCCAUGGACCUCCCCUGGCAGGAUGAGCUGUGCUGUGACUCACCCUCAGCCCACCUCACUGCGGAGGGAGACAACACACACACACCAGAGACAAAUCAAUCUGAAUCAAACCUCCCGCCCCAUUCCCUCUGCAGCUUCAGGGGCUCCACAACUAGAUCACAUCCUCCUGAUUCAUCUGGAGGCACCUGUUUGGACAUUCUGUGCAAAAUUGAUGAACACUGGGAAAAUCUAGUAUGUAAGCUUCAGUCACACAGCCAACCAUUAACCACAUCGGCUGCUGGUGUUAUGGCAGUUCGCUUACAGCGUGUGUCGUUAAAGAAAGAGGACAAAGAGGUGAAGGAUGGAAAUACACAGUAUGAUAAUCCUGUGAUCUGCCAGGUGGAGGUUUCAGUUAUGUGCUCGGUUGUUCUUGACACUACGACAAGCUUUGUCACUGUGGUAACCUCCAGCCUUUCCAAGGCCAUCGCUCCGUCAGUUCUUCUCAGAAUUCCUCCCCGACCUGUGAAACCAAAUCCUCCAGUCAACCUUUCACAUAACCAGACCAUUAAGCCAGAACUGAUUCUGCAGUGGGACGACCCGCCUGACUCUGAUACCGGUCAGCUGAGAUACGAAGUCCGGCAAUCUUCUAAAACUCACCCGGCCUGGCAGGUGGUGUCUGUGCCAGAAGAGCCUAGGCUGUCUCUGGAGUUGAAGCCCGAACUGAACUACACCAUCCAGGUUCGCUCCUCCGGCCUUGGCAAUCCUCCAGUGUGGAGCGAGUGGAGUGACCCUCACCACAUCUACCUUGACAAAGUAACCUACAUCCCUCAGAAAGUUGUCGCACGACCUGGGGAAAACGUUACGGUGCAUUGUGUUUUCAACGACCACAGCAGCAAUGCCAGCACGGCCAUGUGGAUGCUCAACUUCGUGCACAAGCUUAAUGUUAGUCAGUUCCAUCCGCUCAACCAAUGGGUGAGCGAAAUCACAGUUCUACCUUCAGAGACUGCGAUGUAUGACCUGCUGCGUUGCACUCAGAACUGGGGCCUGCCAUCUAGCCAGAUCUAUGUAGAAGGAGCAUACCUCGAAAUAAACUGUGAAACCAGUGGUGACAUCGAUGCUAUGGACUGCAACUGGACGAACAUGCAGAUGACUAAUCCUGAAUUCAGAUACAAGUGGGCUGACCUGUCGUGUGAUGUGAUGGAGAAGAAGGAACAAAGAGGGGAGAAAGUGGGGAAGACAGAGCCUGCUUGCGUGCAAGUUGACUUCCCUUCGUAUUUUACAUGGACCCCACUGGUGAUUCAACCCAGGAAGAAAAUGUGCACCAUCCAGCCUCUGAGGAUGAGCUGCUACAAGCUGUGGCUGGAGGAGCCGUCCCAGCUAGGGCCCGUUAGAUCUAAACCCAUCUACCUCACGCCCACAGAUCAUGUGAAACCCCACACCCCCACAAAUGUGAAGGCAGUGAGCCAGAGCAGUGGGGUCCUGAUAGUCACAUGGAAGCCUCCCUCUCUGCCUUUCGAAGGGGUCCAGUGUCAGUUUCAGUACCACUUGCCAUCCGCUGUCAGACCACAGCCAGAGUGGAAGGUCCAGAGUCCUGUGCGGGAGACAUCGGCGGAGGCUGUAGUGUCGGACAUGUGCCGGGUGUAUGUGGUACAAGUACGCUGCAUGCACACCAAUGGCAUCGGCUACUGGAGCGAUUGGAGCGAUUCAGUCUACUCCACUCCCCAGAACAGCAGAGCUCCUGAGCAUGGCCCUGAUUUCUGGAGAGUCCUUAAAGAUGAUCCACACAGAAACCAGACUAAUGUCACUCUACUAUUUGAACAUCUCCAAAUAUCUGGGCACUCUUACUGUGUGGAUGGAUUUAUAGUCCAGUACCAGCUGUUGAGUGGCUCUGUGAGGAGGAAGCAGAUCGAUGUGGCCUCCUCCUACAGCUUCAAGUGGAACCGAGUUCCCCAAACAGUGACCGUGGAGGCCUACAAUACUGGGGAGCUCGCUAACAACAUCAACAUGACACUGGAGAAACAGCCCAAACGCCGCUGUGUGCGUUCGUUCAGUGUGUUGGUUAUCAACAGCACCUGUGUGUCUCUGUCUUGGAGUCUGUCGGACAACACCUUGGUGCCUAUGUACAUGGUGGUGCAGUGGUCUCUACAGAGGCAGCAGGGCUAUGAUCCCCACAGGGGCCGGAGCAGUGACACAUGGGCCAGACUGCCCUACACCGAGCGUCCCAUCUACUUAAUAGGUAAUUUUUUAGGCUCUGAGGACUCUGGCUUCCAAUUGUACCCUGUGUUUGCUGAUGGAGAAGGCGAGCCGAUGUACGCUAAAGCCACCAGAGCAGACCUUGCUGCCUACAUGAUGCUCAUGAUCAUCUCCUUCCUCUCCUUCGUCCUGUUGGUCACACUGAUCCUCUCCCAGAACCAGAUGAGAAAGAUGGUCUGGAAGGAAGUGCCAAACCCAAACCAGUGCUCCUGGGCCAAAGGACUAGACUUCAAAAAGGCUGACACCUUUGACCUCCUCUUCAGACCUCCAGAGGGCCUGUCAACCUGGCCACUGCUCCUGCCCUCCGAGAACAUUUCUAAAGUUGCCAUAUUGGACCAGACAGAUCUCUCAGCUAUGAAUACAGCUUUAGCCCAAGCCCAUUGUGUGCCCCUUACUUCAGACCCAGCCCCGGCAUUUUCCAUCCCCCUUAGUCCGGAGUUUGACACUGACGUUGACCUGGCUCUACCCAAUGAAAGUGAGGUGCUCCUAAGGGGAGCUUCCUUAGCCCUGAAUUUGAAUACCGGUUUCAGCCCAAGAAUAGAUGAGUUACUACUACCAGACCAGACCUCAGGCAGCAAUGACAGCUCUACUCAGUCUUCGGUCACAUACGCCACUGUGCUGCCCUCUGGUCUGAAACAGGACGGUAGCGGUAGCAGCUCAAGCGACGAAGGCAACUUCUCUGCCAACAACUCUGACAUUUCUGAGUCUUUCCUUGGUGGCCUGUGGGAGCUGGACAACUGCCAAGUUGGAGACAUCGAUGCCCCGCGGCGCUCCUGCUCAUACAACUCUGUGGAUGAGCUUUCUGAAACAUCAGAUCAAGAAGACGAAGGGGAGGGGGAGGUAAGAGGAAAUAAGGACUUGUUUUAUCCGAGAAUGGACUUUCCAGUGGGGGAUAAGAAGAGUUUGGAAGAUGAGCAGAGACGAGAAGAGACAAAUAUUGAGCUGCUUAAUAAUGUAGUUUUGAACAGAGAGGACUGUGCUGUGGAAGUGCACCCUUUGCUCGGGCCUGAUGAGUCGAGCGAGCUGCAGUCAGCAUCAACGCAUUGUUUUUCCCCGACGUACCAGCCUCAGUUCAGGACUGCUCCAUGCUUGAGGCAACUCGCUGCUCACCCACAGGACAGCAAACUCCAGCCAUGACACUCACAAAGAUUACAUUCUAACAAAUAUGUGCAUCAUUUAAUCCAUUUUGAUGUCGAUUGCGUCAUUCAGCUUUAUCUAAAGCAGAUUUGCACAUUCCUUCAGAUAAUGUGAGGUGUGGAGCUAAGAAAUGUAAAAAAGUACCUUCAUGAUGAGUGAUAGCAAAUUGAUAUUAAUCAAUGCUGCUAUUGUUUUCUGCGUGGAAAGACGCUGAGAGGGCACAAGCCUAAUAAAGGCAUUUCUUUCUUUCUUUAUGGGUUUUUCAACCCAGAUCUUACAGUGCUACACUGCUCCGAUGCUGGAGCACAGGCGCAGAAAUGGAGGUUUUUCACUGGAGUUUAUGGUAUUACAGUUCUUUCAGAGAGCAGCACAUGCAGAACACUGGUGAAGAAUGGAGUAAAUACAGUGUUAAGCUACUUAAAAAAUCGUACAGCAUUUUUCACAGCUGAUGCAUACAUACAUACAUUAGCAUAAAAACUAAAGAUGGCAGAUUGGUGUGUGUGGUAACAUUCACUGCUUUCCAUCACGUCGAAAACAACAUGUGUUUGAAUUUUCUGCUGAAUUAUUUCGGCUUAAUUUCAACUAAAACAUGGAAGAGGUUCAAAGAGAAUAGAUAAAUUUGCAGAACGGGAGAGAUAAGAGGACUGUGAUCUGCACAGUCUUAGUUUCCUCAAAUCGUAUUAGACUGUGAAGGAAAAUACAUUGCAGGUUCAUGAUAAUUACAGAUGAAGUCUGUGAGUAAUUGCGGGUGAUUUAAAGGCACAACAUCUGCUGCAUUUGUAAUUAGCUUGCGCAACAACAUCUGCAUGCACUUACUUUCCCAACAACCCAAAGAAUGUCUUUUUGUACUUCGUGCUGUAAUGUAUUUGGGACUUUGUUAAAGUUUGUGAUGAACGCAAUAUCUAUUUUCGUCUGUGUUUGGCAUUUAACAUAUACACCUGUUGUCUGGUGUAAAAAAAAAAAAGACGAAAGAAUGUAUUUUUGAAACCAUAUAAUAAAACUAUUGAGAACAUUGGUCGGCCGAAAUGUUUAUUGUAUAUUGAGAUAUUUUGUCUAUUUGGUUGGAAUAAAUUGUUUAUUGUGA